This is a messenger RNA of Folsomia candida, 687 nucleotides long. RefSeq names its product Golgi-associated plant pathogenesis-related protein 1. The record is from RefSeq and is a predicted model, not a curated record. NCBI's taxonomy places the organism in Eukaryota, Metazoa, Arthropoda, Collembola, Entomobryomorpha, Isotomidae. The transcript is spliced from 3 exons. The coding region runs from base 56 to 577 and encodes 173 amino acids. Gene Ontology annotation, cellular component: extracellular region.
ACGAAUUACUUGAUCCAUUUUAAGCACAUUGAAGUACAAACUAUCUCAUUUCACUAUGCAAAUCUACCCAUCCGUCGCUCUGGUCUUGUUGGCCGUUGCAUUCCAGGCUAAUGCACAAGCAACGAACUGGCGAACCGCAUCGUUGACCGCGCAUAACAAGUACAGGUCGAAACAUGGCUCGCCAGCGUUAGCAUUGGCGGAUGAUGUGAACACCUCCGCCCAAAAAUGUGCGGAUUACCUCGCCUCCAAAAAACAGAUGGCGCACAUCUGCCGAGAGAAAUUUGGUCAUAACUAUGGAGAAAAUUUGGCGAGUGGGAGUGGUCUCGGGGCAACCGCAGAAAAGGCGGGUGUCACCUCGACCGACAUGUGGUACAACGAGGAACCCAAGUACGACUAUAGCAAAAAUGCGUUUCAACCCGCUGCCGGGCAUUUUAGCCAGGUCGUGUGGAAGAGCUCGGCCCGACUCGGGAUGGGUUAUGCGGUCAAUGGCAGCUUUAAAAUUGUCGUUGCUCAUUACGACCCCGCCGGAAAUAUGGGGGGACAAUACACCGCGAACGUGCAGAGACCCCAGAACUAGACGAUUAUUUAAAAUGAAUCGGGGUGUGAAAUUCAUAUAUAAAUUUGUGUGAGGAAACUUUCCUCAGGAAAGGUUAAAAAUAAAAUUGAAAUUUGAUUUGUUGUUUCAAA